Molecule: messenger RNA, 462 nt
Organism: Eimeria mitis
Lineage: Eukaryota; Apicomplexa; Conoidasida; Eucoccidiorida; Eimeriidae
Exons: 2
Coding region: 1-462 (153 amino acids)
Source: RefSeq, a predicted model, not a curated record
AUGAAGAAGAAACCAAGGUCAGCAGCAGCAGCAGCAGCAGCAGCAGCAGCAGCAGCAGCAGGAGUAGCAGCAGCAGCAGCGGCAGAAACAGAAACAGCGACAGCAGCAGAAACAGCAGCAGAAACAGCAGCAACAGUACCAGUAGUAGCAGUAGCAGCAGCAGCAGCAGCAGCAGCAGGAGUAGUAGUUGCAGCAGCAACACCAGUACCAGUAGUAGCAGUAGCAGCAGCAGCAGCAGUGGCUACUAUUCUUUCUGCUGCUUCUCUUUCUCCCCCCAUUCCCGCCCCUACAACACCUACAACCACAACCCCAACCACAACCACACCAGCUGCUGCUGCUGCUGCUGCUGCUGCUGCUGCUGCUGCUCAGGUUACCUCUAUACUAACAGUUCGCCGGCGUGAGGGUACACCCCCAGCAGACUUGGUGUUGGAUGGCCAGAUGUUAUGGCCAAAUUUAUCGUAA